AUGAAUAUCAUUGAUAUGUUCACGACUACGAGUGCACCGAAAUUUAGUUCUAGCAUUGAUUGUACACUCAGUUUUACUAAUAUCAAACUAUACGCAGCGCUGGCCUGUAUUAACUGGAUGUUCAUCGAAGGCUUAUUACUUCACAGUCGCAUAACUAUAUCUAUAUUCAGAAAAGAUGCGCCCUUUAAGCUAUACUACUGUGUGGGUUGGGGUGAGUCCUCUUUAGUCAAUUGA
Medioppia subpectinata is the source of this 234-nucleotide messenger RNA. NCBI's taxonomy places the organism in Eukaryota, Metazoa, Arthropoda, Arachnida, Sarcoptiformes, Oppiidae. The record is from the annotation of a GenBank genome assembly.